AUGUGUGAGGAAGGAGCCGCCAAGCUGCGCCUGAAGCCCCGGACGGCGCCGUCCGCCCGCGGCCGGGAGCGCAGCCCCGGCCCCGAGCCCCCGCCGCGGCCCCAGGCAUCGACUGACAGAUGUUCCUGGUUUGAAAAGGAAGAAUUAAAUGAGUGUGAAAAAACCUGGCUUUUGCUACUGAAAGACAUCAGUCAAGAUUCACACUGCACAAUCUGGGACACAGUGCCCAGCUUUCCAGAGUUCUUGGAAAAGAAACAACAGGAAAAGAGUCCAGAACGCCAGGAAGUCUUUACAGUCGGAAUAAAAGACUUUCAGUGGGUAUCAUUCCCAUCUUUUUACAAAGAAAAAUGUCUGAACCUCAAGGAUCUGAGCUCCCAGCAGCCAGCACAGAGCCAGAGCAAUGAAUUACAUAAAGGACAGGCAGAUAAACUGAAAAGCUUAUCAUCCACAGCCGAGAAAACCUGCAGGGGAACCAGUACAGAUCGAGCCAAAACCGUGUCUGGGGCAGACACAAAAGGUGUUGCAGAGCUGGCUGUGAGUCCUAAGUCACAUAAACUCCCUGGGCACAGCGGCUCAGCACAGCCCUCGGCCUUAGCAAGCCCUGCAGGAGCUCAGAGCCCUCAGCAGCACUGCACAGGGACUGCACAGAACAGCAGGGCACACGGGACAGAAACGGGUGAGGAAAAGCCUCAAACCCAAACACACCACGGGGAUCUUCCAGUGCGGGAGCCUGAGGAGAAGCCUCAGCUUGGGAGCGCUGCUGGGGCCCAGAGCCAUGAGGAGAACGGGGAAAAGCAGAGUGAGGCAGCUUCAGCUCUCGACAGUUGUCCAAUGUGCCUGAUGCAGUUUAGUGGAAGACUCUCCCAGCUGGACAUCGACGGCCACCUCGCCAGGUGCUUGUCUGAAAGUGCAGAUGAUGUCAUGUGGUAAAUCCAGAAGAGUGGAGAGCAAAGGAACAAGGCUGAGGAUGAAGCUUUCUCAAAGGAAAAGGACAAAUGUGCCAAGGAAGCACGUCCUUGUCUCUGACUUUAACCAGUAACUCAGUAGAAGGACAAGUGCCACCUGCCUGUUUGUACUUUGUAUUUUAAAGCCUCUCAAACGCAUGUAAAGUAGUUCUAGUUCUGAAAACAGUGCUCUGGGAUGUCCCAGAAACUCCCCAGGGAAAUCAGAUUUGGUACUCCUGGAGAAAAUCCACUUCUGGAAAUCCCUCUACCUUUGUCUGAUGCAAAAGACAACAGUUACUUACUCUAAUCCAAAAGUUUACUGGUUUGGUUUUUUCCUAAACAGAUAAUC
Molecule: messenger RNA, 1293 nt
Organism: Hirundo rustica (Barn swallow)
Lineage: Eukaryota; Metazoa; Chordata; Aves; Passeriformes; Hirundinidae
Gene: FAAP20
Product: FA core complex associated protein 20
Exons: 4
Coding region: 1-930 (309 amino acids)
Molecular function (GO): ubiquitin binding
Source: RefSeq, a predicted model, not a curated record